Stomoxys calcitrans (stable fly) is the source of this 1198-nucleotide messenger RNA. It is a transcript of the gene Clc, whose product is annotated as clathrin light chain. The record is from RefSeq and is a predicted model, not a curated record. The transcript has 2 exons. NCBI's taxonomy places the organism in Eukaryota, Metazoa, Arthropoda, Insecta, Diptera, Muscidae. Bases 172 to 855 code for a protein of 227 amino acids. Gene Ontology annotation, cellular component: clathrin coat of trans-Golgi network vesicle; synaptic vesicle membrane; plasma membrane. Gene Ontology annotation, biological process: clathrin-dependent endocytosis; clathrin coat assembly; intracellular protein transport. Gene Ontology annotation, molecular function: structural molecule activity; clathrin heavy chain binding.
GACAAUAUGGCAACUUUAGCAUCGCUUUCUUCCCAAAAAACCAAUAAAAUCUUCGACUAAAGAUAACAAAGUGAAGGAGGAAACAAGUGAAAUUUUAAAUUAUUACAGUUAGCGAUAUAUUAGCGCCCUUUAUUUGCAUUGUUUUACUGAGAAGCGAAAGAAGCAGUAAACAUGGAUUUUGGAGAUGAUUUUGUUGCCCCCGCCUCUACCACAGCUGGAGAAGAGGUGGAUCCAGCAGCUGAAUUUUUGGCCCAAGAGAAAGCCAUUUUGGGCGAUCUAGAAGCUGAGAUCAGUGGCAGCACAACAAACGUCACCCAAGCAGCAGCUGCUGCAUCCGAUGAUGCUGGUCUACUGGGUGGAGAUAUGAAUGAGUUGAAUGCUGGCAGUGGUGGUGGCAAUGGAGGCUUGGAGUCCUCUACUGGCAGCUUUGAAAUGAUUGGAGGUGAUAACAAUGACAUCAAUCCCAUCUCGGGUCCUCCCCCUUCACGUAUCGAACCUGAAAAGAUACGCAAGUGGCGCGAAGAGCAACAGCAACGUUUGGAAGAGAAGGAUCGUGAGGAGGAACGCAAAAAGGAGGAGUUGCGUCAACAGGCCAAAAAGGAACUAGAGGAUUGGUUGCGUCAGACCGAAGAGUCCAUAGCCAAGACCAAAUCUGCUGCACGUAGUGCCGAAAAACAAGCAGCUGCCUUAGAAAAUGGUGGAGCCAUGGAACCAGGCACCGAAUGGGAACGCAUUGCCAAGUUGUGUGACUUCAAUCCCAAAGUGAAUAAAUCGGGCAAAGAUGUUUCCCGUAUGCGGUCCAUAUACUUGCAUCUGAAACAAAAUCCCAUUCCCAUUAGAACUCAAAAGGCAUAAGGUAGCGGAAGAUAAUGCGAUAUCUAAGUAGCUGAUUUUUAGCUCCACUCGAAUUCACAAGACGCUGGCUAGUAUUGUUGAUUUGUUUGUGUUCGGUAAAGAUGAUGUUGAUGACGAUGUUGGAGUGGUCGGUCCAGUCUAGUAGUAUUCUAUGAUUUAUAAUUAUAUAUGUUUCUCUCUCCAUUUAUGUUUAUCUCUCAAACAAAUUCCAUUUAAUUUCCAAAAUAAAUUUAUCGAUAUGUUUAUUAUAUUACAAAAACAUACACACACACACAAAAUGGUUAAAUAAAUAUUGUAGAUUUAUUAUAUUAAUAAAAAAUCUAUAUUCAUGAGCAACAAAAUA